AUGGCGGACAAAACGAUUGCCGUGAUUCUGGUUGGAGGACCCACAACUGGGACCCGUUUCCGACCGCUCACUCUGAAUGUGCCCAAGCCGCUCUUCCCGCUGGCCGGCAAGCCCAUGGUUCACCAUCCCAUCCACGCCUGCCAACAGAUCCCCAACCUGGUGAACGUGUUUGUGAUCGGAUUCUUCGAGGAGAAGGAGUUCACGCCCUUCAUCUCCUCGCUCUCCGCCGAGCUGCGCGUGCCCAUCAGGUAUCUGCGCGAGGACAAGUCACACGGGUCCGCAGGAGGGCUGUACCACUUCCGCAACACCAUCCUGCAGGACGAACCCGAUCACAUCUUUGUGAUUAACUGCGAUGUCUGCUCCACCUUCCCCCUCGCUCCCAUGCUCGAUUCGCACAAGAAGCACGGCGGCGUGGGCACUCUGCUCUGCCGCAAAGUGGCGCCAGACACUGCAAGUGACUUUGGCGAGCUGGUGGCGGACCCAGAGACGAAGGAGAUCCUGCAUUAUGCUGAGAAGCCCGAGACGUUUGUGAGUGAUCGCAUCAACUGUGGUGUGUACGUGUUCCGCCCGGCCAUCAUGGACAUGAUCAAAGCAGCCAUCGCCGAGGGUGACGGAGAGAACUACGUACGGCUGGACCAGCAUGUGUUUUCGAAGCAGGCAGGCAAGAAGCAGCUGUACGCGUUUGAGACAGAUGACUUCUGGGAACAGAUCAAGACGCCUGGGCUGGCCCUCCGGUGCUCGCAGCUGUACCUGACGUACUACAGGCAGACGAGCCCCCAGCUGCUCGCGCCCUCCACUCCUGGCGGCCCCACCCUCAUCGGCGACUGCUUCAUCCACCCGUCUGCUAAAGUGCACCCCUCUGCCAAGGUGGGGCCGAACGUGUCGAUUGCAGCGAAUGUGCGCAUUGGCGCAGGCGUGCGCUUGAAAGACUGCAUCAUUCUGGACGAGGUCGAGGUCAAGGAGAACGCUAUAGUGGUGUCCUCAGUGGUGGGGUGGAAGUCCGUGGUGGGGCAGUGGGCACGCGUGCAGGGAAGCGGGGACCUCAAGUCGCGACUUGGAGUCACCAUUCUCGGAGAGGACGUGGCAGUGGGCAAGGAGGCAGUGGUGGUGAACUGCAUUGUGCUGCCACACAACCUCCUCAAUCUCUCCUCCAUCAAUCCUCACCCCCCUGGAUUCCCUUCGGUGUGCCUGGUGGGUGGCGCCAGGGACUUUGAGCUCACCGGACCCAGCAUCGUCACCCGGCUACUAGCCGGCCUCGCUUCUUCCUCCUCAUCCUCCUCUUCCUCCUCGUCCUCCUCUUCCUCCUCCUCCUCUGACCCCCCCACGCGCCCCUCCUCGCCCCUCCCGGUGCUCUUUCUCAACUCGCCUCUUGACGAGAACGCGCACAAGCUCUGGGCGCUCAAGUGGGCCGUGCGACCACGACAACGCACGACCAAUCAACCCACACGUGACCCCUCCAGCAGCAGCGGCAGCAGCGACGGCUCCUCCUCCUCCGCAAGUGAGCUGCCACCACCACUCACCAGCGACAUCUCACCCAGCAUAUUGCACAGCGAUCCGGGCACAUCGGGAGCUCCAGGGACUCUGGGGGCGUUGAUGGGGACUGUUUUACUGGGUGCAGUGAACAUCUUCGCACCCACGUGGCUCAACGAAUCCGCUCUCCUGCACAACCGCUCCUCGUUUCUGUACGGCGGCACGUCCCCCCAGGGCGUGCAGGGCUUACUGCAGUACUUCCGGCUCGUGGAGACCUGCAUUCCGCUCAUCCGAGGGUACGAGCGGCGGCAUGGGGUCACGUUUGACUGGAUCGUGCGCACGAGAGUCGACACGUUCUGGUCCGCGCCGCUUCCUCCUCUCGCUCCUCUCUCUUCUCUAUCUUCCCCCCCUCCCUCUUCUCCUCCUCCUCCUCCUCACUCUGCCGGUGUCCUGUCCCUGCUGCUGAAUGCCGCGCUGCACCGAGGAGUGGGCGAUGGUGCAGCAGGGGGCGGAGGCACGUACUGGGUGCCGCAUGGGACGGACUUCUGGGGGGUGAACGACCGCUUUGGCGUGGGCACGUGGGGCAGUGCUGAGGCUGCUAUGGCUCGCCUGAGCAUGCUGGAUGGAGUCAUGGCGCGUGGCUAUGACGAUCUCAAUCCGGAGAAGGGCACAGCUACAGGUAGCGGGGGUGCGCGUGGGGCGGGUGGACGUGCCUUUCUCGAUCUCAAUUCGGAAAAGGGUCUGAGGGCGCAGCUACAAGUAGCAGGGGUGCGCGUGGGGCGGGUGGACGUGCCUUUCUGUGUGCUCUCGCGCCGGCCCUACCCAGAUGACGAUGUUCUCGCGGCUGCGCUCUCCUCCUCCGCUCCGCUCAACGGCGCCAAGUGCUGGCCCUGCACUCCCGCCUACACCGGCCUCCGGGCACUCCUCAAGUACGUCCUCAUCCCCCCCACACGCUGGAUCCGCUCGCCCUCCGCAGACUGGCUCAACCGCCCCGCCUCCCCCCGCGGGGCAGUGCAGCUGUGCGACCCCACUCACCCCUGGGAGCCCGCCUGGCCCGCCGCCUUUGACGCCGCUGCCGGCGCUGACCUGGCUGCUCUCAGGAGGGUGGUUGAGGAUGCGGGCCUGGGGGAGUGCGAGCGACGGUUUGACGAGCUGUGCGACCCCACUCACCCCUGGGAGCCCGCCUGGCCCGCCGCCUUUGAUGCCGCUGCUGGCGCUGACCUGGCUGCUCUGCGGAGGGUGGUUGAGGAUGCGGGCCUGGGGGAGUGCGAGCGGCGGUUUGAAAAGUUCAAGUCAGCAGCGGACAAGUGGUCAGCCCCACCCAUUGCAUCCAUCUUCUUAGAGAUGUCUCAAGAACUCCCCCCUCUUUCCCCAAACCCCCCCACGCCUAUUCGAAAUUUCUCUCCGCAGUUCAAGUGGGCAGCGGACGAGUGGUCAGCCCCACCCAUGGCAGCCAUCUGCCAUCGCGUCCUGCUGGGCCCCCUGGACCUCCUCUCUGCCUCCAGGUGUAGCAAUAGCCUCUCUGCUCCCUUGCCUGCAUGGCCGCUCACCGCAGUAGCAGCACUGGUGGCGUUCAAGUCAGCAUCGGACGAGUGGUCAGCCCCGCCCAUCAUUGCCAUCUGCCAUCGCUCCCUGCUGGGCCCCAUGGACCUCCUCGGCCCGCCCUCCGCCUCUUUCUACACCGCCACCUCCCCCCUCUCCGCCUCCAGCUCCCUUGCCUGCACCGACACUCUCAGCAGCAGCAGCAGCAGCAGCAGCAGUGGUGGUGGUGGUUCUGAGGAGGGGGUGGGAGGGGAGGGGACGUGGGAGGAGGAGGUGGUGAGGCGAGUACCGGGUGUGGCAGUGGUUCGUGGUGCUCUGGACGAGGUCAGCAGCAGCAGUGCGCACAGGCAGGGGAGGCCAUUGGACGUGCUCAAGUUGAGCCUCGAUGGCUCCGACCUCCCCACCCUAUCAGCCCUGCUACGGCAGCACUCCCUCCUACCAGCCUGCCAGCUGCUAGUCCCCUUCCCCACCGGCCAACCAGAGAGUGCCAAGUGGCGCAGGGACAUCGUGGCAGGGCUGGAGCAGGAGCAGGUGUAUCUGGCAGCGUGCGUGCAGGAGUGGUGGAGUGCGGUGGAGAGAUGUACCUUCUUCUCUGUGCCUCACUGCUCCUCGCUGCUGCGGGGUGUCAAUAAGCGCAUUCAAACUCAGCAAGUGUAA
Messenger RNA from Closterium sp. NIES-65, 3669 nucleotides. The record is from the annotation of a GenBank genome assembly. NCBI's taxonomy places the organism in Eukaryota, Viridiplantae, Streptophyta, Zygnematophyceae, Desmidiales, Closteriaceae.